Molecule: messenger RNA, 1002 nt
Organism: Trichomonas vaginalis G3
Lineage: Eukaryota; Parabasalia; Trichomonadida; Trichomonadidae
Product: tetratricopeptide repeat domain domain-containing protein
Exons: 1
Coding region: 1-1002 (333 amino acids)
Biological process (GO): ERAD pathway
Cellular component (GO): endoplasmic reticulum membrane
Molecular function (GO): protein binding
Source: RefSeq, a predicted model, not a curated record
AUGAUUGAUCCAGAGUUUCAAGAGCUGUAUUAUUGGGAUUUUGAAGAUCAAGGAGAUAAAGUUAAAGUUUCGUUCAAUUGCGAUAUUACAAUCAAGCGCGAUAGCUUCAAGCUCAAUUUUGAUCCAGAAAAAAAUACACUUUCAUUAACAUUUAUGGAUAAGAUCCCAAUCAUCUUGGGUACAUUAUUUGGAAAGGCAAAAAGCGUCAAUAAUAUCCCAUCACUUAAUCAAUAUAUUCUCGAAAUCGAAAAAGAGGAAAAUAUCAAGUGGCCAAUCCUCAUAAUCAAGCCAGUUCCAGAAACAAACGAAAUAGAUCCGCACUCAGCUUUUGAAUUAGUUUACUUAGUUACUUCUGAUCAAAAUUAUCAAAAUGAAGAAUUGAAAUUAGGAGAACUUUUAAAGUUUUCCGCUGGUGCUGGAUAUCUUCCAGCUAUACAAGGCGCUAUACAAACAUUUAUUCAUGAACCUGGAAAGCGCGAUGUUGCAAUUGAAUAUAUGCAAGUUGCUGCUGAUGUUUAUCAAAAUCCAACAUCGAUUUUUGAAUUAGGAAUCUAUUUAUUCGAAUCUGAUACUGAUCGCGAGAAAGCUGUUGUUUAUUUACAUAGAGCUUAUGAUAUUGGUCAGACAAUUGCUGCAAUUUACUUAGGAUUGGCAUAUUCUCCACUCUCAGAGUAUUCCUUCCAGAAUAAGGAUGCUACAAUGGCUUUCAAAUACUUUUCAGAAGUUUUGGACGCUGGAUCUCCUGUUGUUUAUCAUGAAAUAGCCAAAUUAUACGCAUCUGGUCAAGGAGUCCCUCAAGACAAGGAAAAGGCUGAUCAAUACCAGAAAAAUGCCAAAGAAUUAGAUCCAGCCAUUUCAGACUUACCUGAAUUUGAAACUAAGUCAGAAGAUAAGAAUGAUGAUUCAAGUCCUUCAUUGAUUGAUGUAGGAAUUGCAGCUGCAGCAACUGUGACAGGAGCAGCAGCAUUAUUUUAUCUUGCUUAUAAGUUUAUCAAAAAAUAA